CGUGACACCGUGGGAUUCCGCGAAAUUGUUUCUUGGAGUUAGAGAUGUGCUGCUCGCAGUGAAAUAGGACAAGUUGACGCAUGUGUGGCAGUGCACUGUAAGGUGGGAUAAACAAAGACACAAAAGCUCAGUGAAAAAGCGCCGUGUUUUAUUGACCUGGCGUAAGAAAAAAAAUAAAGAUUACAGAGGAAGAAGGUUAGAGGAGGAACCGGGAGCGAUUCAAAGUGCUAUCUUGUCCGUGGGGCUUUUUAUUUCUCCACCCUGCAACCUGAAAAAAGAAAACGCAGCCUUUGCGGAAUCGUCACAUUGAAGACGACACGUGUGGAUGGUGAACCACAAGUUUCCUGUGAGGACUGCAGGCUGAUUGCCUCCGAACUAUCCAUUUGAUCGGAUUAUUUCUUAAGUAAAGGGCUGCUGUAGAUCAAUUUUCUCUUUCCUUUAUCCGGAUCUGCUGAAGUGAUGUCGGAGGUCGAGCUCUCUGCCGACUGUGUCCCCUGCAGACCACCGGGUCGGACAGAGGACAUGUUGAAAGAGACCCCCGAGAACAGGACUUUACUGAUGGUGGCUAUGAUUUUACUGGACUUGAACAAAUGCAGCCCUAACACCGGAGGAGGCAGCAGAAGUCUCGGGGGCAGCGAUGCCGGCUCGGGGGAGAAGGUGGAGCGGGGGAGUUGCCGGUUGACCGCCGUGGACAGCCCAAGCCGGGGCUCGGCGGCACCCAAACAGUCCCGGAGUAAGAGGGCGGCGGCGGUGGUCUCUAGACAGGAGUGUCCCGAGAAGAGACACUGUUGUCCCUUUUCAGGCUGUGGGAAGAUGUAUGGCAAGUCAUCCCACCUCAAAGCCCACCUUAGGGUGCACACCGGUGAGCGGCCCUUCGAGUGUACCUGGCCAGACUGUGGCAAGAAGUUCUCCCGCUCGGACGAGCUGACGCGCCACUACCGCACACACACGGGUGAGAAGCGCUUCAAUUGUCCGCUGUGUGACAAGUGCUUCAUGAGGAGUGACCACCUGACCAAACAUGCCCGACGACACGCAGGCUUUCAUCCCAGCAUGCUACAGGGAUGCGGCACGGCCAAGAGACGCCGCUGCUCUGUAUCCGUGUCCUCGUCUGACUCCGGAGACCAAAGCCCUGCUGGGCUGUGAGAAACGCCCUCAUACUGUACAUAUACAACACAAAGGAACAUGCAUUAGAAACAGAGUCAUGCACAAACAUAGGCACGCCCACAUGUGCCUGUGUGUGCACCCUUUACAUAAAUCCUGUCAAGACACACAUCAGCUAGACCACUAUUUAAAAAGUUUGUUUAUGUAAGAGGAUGCAAAGGCAAAGGGAUAAAUUCAUGAGAACCUGCCUGUAAUUGAACUGAAGCGUUCCCCUCUCAUUGCACGAGGUGAUUGGUAUAAAUGAACGAGUGUUCGGGAUCUGUCUCGCAGGUUCUAGUUGCUUUGCCCUUUUGUACAACUUGACUGUUUGCUGUGUAUUUUGUUGUACCCGGAUCAUCCUGAAUUGAAAAAAGGCAUUAGUGUACAUAUCUAGUUUUCAUAAACGCUACAUGUGCUCACUUUGCAGCACACACUACUUCAUUUGCAAUAUAAGAACAGGGAAUAAUGCUUAGGGGAAUAUUAUUGUUGCACACAUACAUUUAUACUUGUAUAGUUACUCUCCGGUCAAGGACAAGGUGAAUGUACAGUAUAGCAACAGAAUGAUCAUGUCAAUAGAUUAAACAGAUGGAUGAUAUACUCAGUAUACUGUAGUUAAAUGUUAUAGUACUAAGAUGAAGCUAUUAUGUAGAGAAAAAACAGAAUGUCAUAUGCUUGGCUAUGGACUUAAUAAGUCAGGUAUAUUGUGAGCUUAUAGGUCUAGGCAGCGUGUUAACCUUAAUGUUGUCACAUCAUGAUACACUUGCUAAUAUUUGCACCUCAAUACCCUUACAAUACUUUGGGAAGACCACAUGACACACAUGUGCAGCAAACACAACAGGGUAAAACACAUUCAAAGUCAAGUUCAACACUUUGCUUCUUCACUUGAAGUCAAAACCUUUUUUUUUAGGGGUUAGAAACAUCCUAAUUCAUGUUAAGACAAAGUCUGUUAACGGUAAACAUGUGUCUGUGCCUUCAAGGGUUUUGUACCAGAGAUGAAUUUCUACAUUUUCAAACUGUGGAUAAUCUACCUAAAUGAACAUCGUCCGAUUUUUUUCUUUUUUCUUUUUUUGCUGAAUAGCAACGACUGUCUCGUAUGCCAACAGUGCCGGCUGCUGCACAUGGAAACAAAACUUUUGUUUACUCUCAAUCUGGACUGCAUCAUUUCAGGGAAUAAUGUGGUGCAUCGUCAUUUCAAGCUAAAUCACACCCCCUGGUGGUGACAUGGAAGCACAACAUAUCUCACAAUGGAAGUUCAUAUCAACCUUUUUGAAUUCUGUUCGUUUGAGACAUACUCUGUUGAUAACUUUGUUUGUGAAUCAGUGAACUUCAUCACGCAGCAUGUUUGUAUGUCUCUGUUUGGUGCAAUGUUUUUUAAUUGCCUAGUAGUCUUUUAUAAUAAUAAUAAUAAUAAUGGGAUAAGAGGUCUUACAACUAGAUCCACUACAGAAGCCAGAAACAUUGUUUAUAUCAUAAAUGGUCUUUUAUACAUGCCGCAUAAGACUGUAAAUUGAGGUGUUUCUCCCAUAGGACACAAACUACAAACAUUUGUUUUGGUUUUUUUUUGUUGGGGGGGGGCAUUUAGACAUUUGUGAUUUGAUGUUGGUGCCUUUCAGGCUAAAGCCGUUACUUCUGAAGCUACUGUUCCAUAAUCAGGGACUGCCCAUGCAGACCCAAUUCAUCCCUGUAUACAACUGACUGUGUAAUAAUUACUGCUAAACAAUUUUAAAAUUAAAAUAUUUGUUUUCUAAA
Molecule: messenger RNA, 2889 nt
Organism: Labrus bergylta (ballan wrasse)
Lineage: Eukaryota; Metazoa; Chordata; Actinopteri; Labriformes; Labridae
Gene: klf9
Product: Kruppel like factor 9
Biological process (GO): regulation of transcription by RNA polymerase II
Molecular function (GO): DNA-binding transcription factor activity, RNA polymerase II-specific; RNA polymerase II cis-regulatory region sequence-specific DNA binding
Source: RefSeq, a predicted model, not a curated record